GAGCGACAGGUCUGGGGCCCUCAGGCGGAGCGGCGGGCGCCGGACCCCCAGAUGGAGCGACAGGUCUCGGGCCUCAGGCGGAGCGGCGGGCGCCGGACCCCCAGGUGGAGCGACAGGUCUCGGGCCCUCAGGAGGAGCGGGCGGGGCGCCGGGCCCCAGGUGGAGCGACAGGUCUCGGGCCCUCAGGAGGAGCGGCGGGCGCCGGGCCCCCAGGCGGCGGAUAGCGGCGGGCGCCGGACCCCCAGGCGGAGCGAACAGGUCUCGGGCCCUCAGGCGGAGCGGCGGGCGCCGGACCCCAGG
Staurois parvus is the source of this 300-nucleotide messenger RNA. NCBI's taxonomy places the organism in Eukaryota, Metazoa, Chordata, Amphibia, Anura, Ranidae. The record is from the annotation of a GenBank genome assembly.